GUACCCAGCGUCUCCGCCCCGGCAGCUGCAACACAAGCCCCGCGCUUGCAGGCGCUCUCCAGCCAACGUCCCACAGUACUUCUGCUGCUCAGCUUCACAACCACGCACCAAGCAGCACCAUACCGUACGGUAUGCAACACAAGCCCCGCGCUUGCAGGCGCAGUCAGGCGCUAUCCAGCCAAUGUCCCACAGCUUAAGCUGCUUAGGGCCUUUGGGGGCUACACUGAGCAUUGUGCGUACACUAUUGCUUAGCAUAGGAAUAGCGUCACUAGCCAAAGCAGCCUGUUUGCGUGUUUUCGCCCGACUUGGAUUCAGAGUGCACAGGAAUUGGUGACGGGCUCUGGCAAAUCCUAGUCGACAUUGUUCCCUGCUACCAAAUUGGUGAUUUUCACCAAAUUGGUGUUACCAAUUGAGCGUGGCAGUACGGUAGAGACGACCGGGGCGGCGACGCGCAGUCAGCACUGACCAAGGGUACGGUUACGGUGGUCAGCGGUACGCUGCGUGCCGUGGGGGAGUGCUGCGUGCCACCGCUGGCAUGGGCAACCGGGGGCAUCCAACUCAUGCAGAGCACUCGCACCAUGUCUUUACCAGCUCUAAGCCGCCAACCAGCACACAGUACACCCAAAGUCGGGCUAGUUCGAGCUUAAUGACCUGAAUGACUCUGACUCUGCCCUGGCCUGGCUGGCGAGGGGCCUCUCGCGAACCCUCGCGUCCUGCGGCAAUUCUCGAUGGCUGCCUACAACAGCAGGGUACCGUUACCCAAGGUCUGUCCUUGGAGCCCAGAUGGGUGGGUGGACCUGCUACAACUGCGGGUGUCAGGAGAUGGCCAUCAAGCGGCUUGGGGGGCUGAAGGAGGGGCAGCGGCCCUGGUCGGUCAAAGUCUGCAACGACUGCUUGACGACCUGGAACCGCGACGUCUCCGCCGCCAACGUGAUCCGUGUGCUCCUCCUGCUGAAGCUGAUGGGCUUCGAGCGGCCGACCAAGCUGCAGCGGCCGCCAUGGGCCGCCGGCGGCGGCGGGGCCGGGCUGAGAGCCUGAACGGCGCUAGCAGGGCGUGGGUGUCGAUUGGCGGCGAGUGACGUGACUAGUUUGUUAGCUGCGGGUUAGCACGGACUGUGCACCCCACCCAACCGGCCACGUCCGGAUUUGCGGGGAUGCCAAAGGCCCCCAACAUAGAGGCGUGUGCUUAGUAGGCGCCCGCGUCAAGGUGGCUGGGUUGAUAACGACCCGGGAGGGGAGGGCUCAGCCCUUUUCCU
This is a messenger RNA of Chlamydomonas reinhardtii, 1256 nucleotides long. RefSeq lists its product as uncharacterized. The record is from RefSeq and is a predicted model, not a curated record. Bases 784 to 1038 code for a protein of 84 amino acids. NCBI's taxonomy places the organism in Eukaryota, Viridiplantae, Chlorophyta, Chlorophyceae, Chlamydomonadales, Chlamydomonadaceae. The transcript has 3 exons.